Molecule: messenger RNA, 2519 nt
Organism: Betta splendens (Siamese fighting fish)
Lineage: Eukaryota; Metazoa; Chordata; Actinopteri; Anabantiformes; Osphronemidae
Product: serine/threonine-protein kinase NIM1
Exons: 4
Coding region: 488-1834 (448 amino acids)
Biological process (GO): microtubule cytoskeleton organization; protein phosphorylation; intracellular signal transduction
Cellular component (GO): cytoplasm
Molecular function (GO): ATP binding; protein serine/threonine kinase activity; tau-protein kinase activity
Source: RefSeq, a predicted model, not a curated record
CUGCCUAUUGCUCUAGUUCAUCAGAGCCCUGUUAAAUCCUUUCACAGACAUUUGUUAACAUUUUCAUUAAAUAACUUUAAAUACACACAUAUACAUAUAAAUAUAAAUAUAUACAUAUAUAUUUAAAAUUAUAGGCAUGUGUCAGUCAAAAAUAUUCUAAAAAAUACCACUGAACCUUUGAUACGUUUGCUUGGCUGCCAAUAAAAAAAAAACAGAUAAGAAGUUGAAUAUCAGUAAAUGCUUGUAAUUUAAACUUAAUAUUUACAUCUAAAUUUAUAAAAUAGCCUCGUCCUUUCAUCAGUAGAAUAAUCAUUUGUGGUGUGUUGUGUUUAUUUUUAAUAUACACAGCACCAUCUUCAAUCUAUGUCAGGGCUUAAUGGGCAGUCAACUAAUACACUGCGUUAAUAGGAUUGUGAGGACUGCUUUAGUCCACUGAACCUUCAUUCACAUGUUUCGACAGUCAGGUGUUACACAGUGAGGGAAGGAUAUGAAGGACCCGCAGCUCCCAGGCAUGAAGACGCAGCUGUGGCCGAAGCCGAGAGCGAGCAGGAAAGCCCAGGACGAGCCUCCGUCGGGGGAAAAGCCCGCGAGGCCUCCGGCCUCCGCUGCCGCGCGCGCUGUCCCGCAGGUGACGGAGGCCGAGCGAAUGAGGCAGUCGCCGUUCGAGAGGGCCGUGUACGACAUGGCCCACAACCAGAAGAUCGUCAGCGACCUGAUGCUGGGGCGCCGGGUCGGCUUCUACGAGCUGCGCGGGGAGAUCGGCCAGGGCAACUUCUCCACGGUGAAGCUGGGCGUGCACGUCCUGACUAAAGAGAGAGUCGCCGUCAAAGUCAUGGACAAGCUGCGUCUGGAUAAGAAGAGCCAGCCUCUGACGUCCUCUGAGAUCAGCUGCAUGGAGAAGCUGUGCCACCCCAACGUGGUGCGUCUCUACGAGGUGAUGGAGACCAGCAGGCGGCUGUAUCUGGUGAUGGAGUACGGCAGCGGCGGGGACCUGUUCUCCCGGAUCACCAGCAGGGGGAAGCUCAACGACCUGGAGACCAAGCUGGUGUUUGCACAAGUCCUCUCUGCUGUGAAACACAUGCACGACAACAACAUCGUCCACAGAGACCUUAAGGCCGAAAACAUUUUCUACACCACCAGCUACUGCAUCAAGGUCGGGGACUUUGGCUUCAGCACCCAGAGCAGCCCCCACGAGCUCCUCACUAAUUUCUGUGGCUCUCCACCUUAUGCGGCCCCUGAACUGUUCAAGGUCAAAGGUUAUGUGGGACACUACUCAGAUAUUUGGGCCCUGGGCAUCCUCUUGUACUUCAUGGUGACAGCCACGAUGCCGUUCUUUGGGGACAACAUGGGGCGGCUGAAGCGCUGCAUCCUGCAGGGCGCUUACAGCAUCCCCCCCUAUGUGCCUGAUCCAUGCCAGUCUGUCAUCAAGGGCAUGCUGCGUCCCGUGCCUGCGGAUCGCUCCUCCCUCACGCAGGUCACAAGCAGUGCUUGGCUGCAGGGGAUCCAGUACCCGGGGGCGUACGCGCCGCUGCCCCUGUGCCCGGCGCACUUCGCCCAGCCCGGCCGGCCUCUGUGCGUGGAGGAGGAGGAAGUGAAGAGUCUGCUCUCAGACUUUGGCAUCGUGACGGUUCAUUUGCAGAACAACCCCUGUCUGGACAGCAGGAGCCCGUUGACAGGGACCUACAGGAUCCUCCUCCAUCAGGUCCAGAAGAGGAGGUCUGUAGAGGCUGUGGGCUACUCAGCACACCACCCCGACCAGUACCAGAGCCCCAGGAGGUGGUCCACGGCGUCGUUGGAGAAGCACCAUCCCUCUGCUGUGUGCGUGGUUCUCUAACGAGCCAUGACUGCUUCAGUUGUGGCUAAACACACAUUUGCCCUUUUAUCUUUCACUCCCACAAGACGUUUUAACUUCUCUUGCUCUGUGAGGCGACAUGUUGCCUAAACAAAGAACUGGAAGCACGUUGUGCAACUGAAAUGGCGAACACAUGGAGGCUGAGGUCAGGGUGGGCGGUUCUACUGUCCCACAGAUGAUACGUAGCGUGAUCGCAGGGUACAGGCCGUGCAUCCUGCCUAACAAUAAACCAACAAGCAGCUCACAAAGUCCUGCUGAGCGGACAGAAGGCGCUGGUUCAGACGGAGCUCAGCGUACGUGGAAGAAAGAGGAAAGCACUCAGAGCCACACGAGGCCAGAACAUCUGGCCAACUACUGUCUCGUUGCUGUUUUUGUGUGUUUGAAACACAAAAGAUCAAAAUGCCUUCAUUUAAUGACAAUGUUUAUUUAAAACGUUAUAACAUUUAUUGAGCAUGACCAAAAUCAGGCAUAGACGUCUACACAGUUUAUUUUGCACAAUUGUACUGUGAUCUCCUCUCGUUAAUGUGAAGUGAUCAGCUCCCUGUUAACUUGUGUUUUAGGCUUUUUUGAUACUGAACUUUAUGCUACUGUUCAUCAAAAAUCUUAGCAAUAUGUAUUAAUUGAGCAGCAAAUGAUUCACCAGUUUUAAUAAAAUGAUAUUUCAGUA